AUGAUUCUAGUGGAUGGUGAGAAGUAUGCUUGCCAGCAGUGUAUCAGAGGACAUCGAUCUUCAACCUGCAAACAUAUAAAACGACCGCUUGUGCUAGUACGGUCCAGAGGCAGGCCUUUGACUGAUUCUUUCCAGCGUAUUGCAAUUUUCGCCGAAGAGAUACAAGAUGAAGAUGAAAAAAAAAAGGUACUUGAUAAGGAAAAAAAUCCAGGAAAUAACCUUUUGGCAGCCAAGAGAGUUGAAAAGCGUGAAGCAUCAUGCUGUCAUAAACCAAACUCGAAGUCAUCCUCGACUCAGAGUUGUUGCGCUUCAAAGGAACCAGUGAAUUUAAAAGAGGUAAAGAAAGUUUCUGAGAAUCCCUCUGUCAAAACCAACUGUUCCUGUUGUGCUACUGGUGCUGCUUCCUCAAGUUGCAAAAAGCAUUCAAGUCCUGUUUAUGUGCUCAAAGCUUCCAAACGUCAAGUUUACAACGUCGAAAAGGACUCUCUUCGAUUAUUGGAUCCGGUUGUGGAGAUACCCAAUAGCAAAGUGGGUUUGGACAUUAUACAGAAAGUUUCCAAAAACAAAAAGAUGUACUCUUGUAGGGAUAAGCGGAUCAAAGAGGAGCUUAUUCGCAGUGUCGUUUAUCCCACCAAACAUACCCCUAAUUCCUCCUGUUGCAGCAAUAAAAACAUCACUGAGCUCAAGCAGCUAAACUUGGGUAAAGACGGAAACUCUGCUGAUACAAAUAAUACACCAUUUGUUUACCAAUUUCAACUGUCUAUGAACAAGCCAAACAAAUUAUCCAUUGACAAAAAGUCAGCAAACAGAAUUACGCCCGAGGUUAAUAUUAUUGAUCCUAAUUUUUCUUCUUUGAAGCAGAAGGUUGAUGUUGAUGAUUUAGGCCAGUUUUCUCCUGGCUCGAGUGAGUUCGAAUAUCCUAGCAAUAUUAUUAGGUCUUCUGCAAAUGCGUUUGAAUUUGUCUCUGCGCCGUCUUACUCUUCUACAUCUAAUAAUGGGAGUACGGAGAUGCCAAAUUCAACUCUGCCUGAUAUUUCCAACAGUCUAUUAUAUGACUUGUAUAUUGCUGAAUCGUGUACUGUUCCCGGAUCAUGUUCUUGUGAAGCGGAGUCAUGUGCUUGUCCAGAUUGUACAGAGCAUGGCAAAUAUAGAAAUUCCAGCUUGACAGUUAAACAACAGUUUGAGGAAUAUCCAUUUCCCAUUAAUGAUGCCCCUAGUUCAGCUGAUAACACUUCGCAUAAAGAGAUACAUGGGAUAAGGCCUUAUGGGAAAGUCGAGAUGCAGCCAUCCUCUGUUCCUUUGUUUGAGCAAACAUUUUUGAAGGUUUUGGGAAGUCAGGUAAUAGAAGAAUCACGACAAAACCCCUUGGGAAUCCCUGAGGAAAAUAACUCACCAAAUACCGAGAUGGAUGAAUGCUAUUGCGAGCCAGACCAAUGUUGUUGUUACAAUUGUAUUGAGCAUGGCAUAAUCAAUGGUAUCCGAAUUUCUGAUGGGGUAUGCAUAGCCGAAGGAGAAAGAUCUAGCCCGCAAGAGAUACAGCUCUUAGCAUCACAGUUCCCGCUCUAUGCUAAUUCUCCAACAUCUUCCUCACGUUCAACUCCGGCUGUAAUGUCUGCGUCUGAGUCUGAGGAAUAUCUCAAAAACCCGUUUCCUUCAAACCUGAUGGAAGCUCGAAUAAAUGCGAGUAACAAUAGCGCUGAUUCGAACCACUUGGUGAAGGAAUCAGUACCUGACAGAGAACAAUGGAUGCGAUAUCAUAACAACAUGUAUGCAUGUCAUAUAGAUAAUGCACACGAUUUCAUACAAGAGGGGAACGGAUAUAAGACGCUUAACCCUUCCACAGAUGGUCAUCCAGCUUCUGUGAAUUCACAGGAUGAAACGAUACGAACUUUGCUUAAUCACUAG
Pichia membranifaciens NRRL Y-2026 is the source of this 1905-nucleotide messenger RNA. RefSeq lists its product as hypothetical. Gene Ontology annotation, cellular component: nucleus. Gene Ontology annotation, molecular function: RNA polymerase II cis-regulatory region sequence-specific DNA binding; DNA-binding transcription factor activity, RNA polymerase II-specific; copper ion binding. Gene Ontology annotation, biological process: intracellular iron ion homeostasis; intracellular copper ion homeostasis; positive regulation of transcription by RNA polymerase II. The transcript has a single exon. The record is from RefSeq and is a predicted model, not a curated record. NCBI's taxonomy places the organism in Eukaryota, Fungi, Ascomycota, Pichiomycetes, Pichiales, Pichiaceae. The coding region runs from base 1 to 1905 and encodes 634 amino acids.